This is a messenger RNA of Oncorhynchus mykiss (rainbow trout), 4542 nucleotides long. RefSeq names its product bone morphogenetic protein 1. Lineage: Eukaryota; Metazoa; Chordata; Actinopteri; Salmoniformes; Salmonidae. Gene Ontology annotation, molecular function: zinc ion binding; calcium ion binding; metalloendopeptidase activity. Gene Ontology annotation, biological process: proteolysis. The record is from RefSeq and is a predicted model, not a curated record.
AUUUAUAACCUUGCCAACGUCUUGACUAUAUUUCCUAUUCAUUUCGCAACUCAUUUCAUUUAUGUUUUCAUGGAAAACAAGGACAUUUCUAGGUGACCCCAAACUUUUCAACAUAAUUGUAUAUGAUGCUGUUAGGUGUGUCAACAGCAGUUUUGUUGGGGUUGGUUGUCCCAUUAACUCUGGGGUUGAGGAGAUCACAAUGUCCAAUAUGUUGAACACACAUUUAAUCAACAAGGGCUCAGGCUAUAGACAUUGAAUGAAAGUAAUAUAGGGCCCGCUGUCACCCAGGUCUAGGCUAACUGGGAUAAACCAACCAACCAUUCAGCUGGAAAUGUUAGUGAAAUGGGUCAGUUUACUUAUUCAGUUCACCCAGAGCAUUGGAUAGUUUUUAAACCCUAAACUCCAAUUUACCCCUAACACCCCAUCUCAAUCCUAACCCCAUACAUCCGGCCCCUAGGCUAUAAACCCCUAUGACGAAAAUAACAUCCUGUAUGGGUUCAUACAUAAAAAAUAGGCAUUUUACAAGUCUAGUUUACAACAAGAUUGCACUACAAAAUUGUGUUGAUUUAAAAAAAAACUGAAUUGGCCUGUGUUGGUGACCAGGGUGCAGCUUUGUGUCACGACCUCCAGUGUGCUAAGUUUGUAAGCUUUUCUAUGGGAUGUUGGCCUGGCGCCCGGGUAUGUUAGCGAAUCACUGAUCUAGAAUAAAGACAUUGUGGAGAGGCAGCACCGUGUGUAUAAACCCGCCCUCAAAAAAAAAAAAAAAGAUUGCGUUUCCCCAAAUCCUCUCUGUCUACCCGCUUUUCCUUUCUUUUCUUUUCUUUUAAUUUUCCAAAACUCUGCUUUUAUUAACUUCAAAAUAUGACUUUUAUGCCGAGCUAUUUGUUACUGCUAUCAGGUCUCCGCGUUUUACUUACGGUUGAUUUGGAUGUGGAAACAAGUAACUUCAUUGACCUAAGCGCCCCAGAAGUAAUCGACUACAAAGAUCCCUGCAAAGCUGCUGCCUUCCUGGGAGACAUUGCUUUGGAUGAGGAAGACCUACGUAUGUUUAAGGUGGACCGCAUUCUGGAUGUUAUUCAGAGGUCCAUCCAGACCUUCAACGACACAGAUGCAGUGAAUGGUUCGUUGUCCAGUGAGAGCAGUAGGAAUGACAUGUCUCCAGACAGCCAUGGGCAGGGCUUUCGUCGCAGGAGGAGGGCUGCCACCUCCAGACCAGAGCGGGUGUGGCCAGAUGGGGUCAUUCCAUAUGUAAUCAGUGGGAAUUUCAGUGGCAGCCAGCGAGCGAUAUUCCGUCAGGCCAUGCGUCACUGGGAGAAGCACACGUGCGUGACCUUCAUUGAGAGGACAACGGAGGAGAGCUACAUAGUCUUCACCUACCGGCCGUGCGGGUGUUGCUCCUACGUGGGCAGGAGGGGCGGAGGUCCCCAGGCCAUCUCCAUAGGAAAGAACUGUGACAAGUUUGGGAUCGUUGUGCAUGAACUGGGCCACGUGAUCGGCUUCUGGCACGAGCAUACACGACCCGACCGCGAUGAGCAUGUCAGUAUUAUCAGAGAUAACAUCCAGGCAGGUCAAGAGUAUAACUUCCUGAAGAUGGAGCCAGGGGAGGUGGACUCUCUUGGGGAAGUGUACGACUUUGACAGCAUCAUGCAUUACGCACGGAAUACCUUUUCAAGAGGCAUUUUCUUAGACACCAUUCUACCUCGCUAUGAUGUAAAUGGAGUCAGGCCACCCAUUGGCCAGAGGACAAGGCUGAGCAAAGGGGACAUCACACAAGCUCGCAAACUCUACAAGUGUACAAGGUGUGGGGACAGCCUACAGGACAGUAGUGGAAACUUCUCCUCUCCUGGUUAUCCCAAUGGAUAUGCAGCCUAUGUCCACUGUAUCUGGAGGAUCUCUGUCACACCUGGAGAGAAGAUCAUUCUGAACAUUACUGCCAUGGACCUCUACAGGAGUCACUUGUGCUGGUAUGACCAUGUGGAGGUUCGAGACGGGUUCGGGAGAAAAGCCCCUCUGAAAGGCCGUUACUGUGGGGACAGUCUACCUGGCCCUAUCGUUUCCACGGAUAGUCGGCUAUGGAUAGAGUUCAGGAGCAGCAGCAACUGGGUGGGCAAGGGCUUCUCAGCCGUGUAUGAAGCCAUCUGUGGGGGAGAGGUGAACAGGGACAAUGGCCAGAUCCAGUCACCCAACUACCCUGACGACUACCGACCCAACAAAGUGUGCGUGUGGAAGAUCACAGUAGCACAGGAUUUCCAUGUGGGCCUCUCCUUCCAGUCAUUUGAGAUUGAGAGGCAUGACAGCUGUGCUUAUGACUACCUGGAAGUGAGAGAUGGGAACUCAGAGAGCAGUCCACUGCUGGGCCGCUUCUGUGGCCAUGACAAACCAGACGACAUCAAGACCAGCUCCAACCAGCUUUGGAUGAAAUUUGUGUCUGAUGGAUCAGUGAACAAGGCAGGAUUUGCUGCCACCUUUUUCAAAGAGAUGGACGAGUGUUGUAAGCCUGAUAAUGGGCGUUGUGAGCAGCGCUGUGUGAAUACCCUGGGCAGCUACCGAUGUGCCUGUGACCCUGGCUUUGAGCUCGCCUCAGACAGACGCAGCUGUGAGGCAGCUGCGUGUGGAGGCUUCAUUACCAAGCUUAAUGGCUCCAUCAACACCCCCGGCUGGCCCAAAGAAUACCCCCCCAACAAGAACUGUGUUUGGCAGCUGGUGGCCCCCACACAUUACCACAUCACCCUGCUGUUUGAUGUCUUUGAGACCGAGGGCAACGAUGUGUGUAAAUAUGAUUAUGUGGAGGUGAGGAGUGGACUGACCGCUGACUCCAGGCUUCAUGGGAAGUUUUGUGGAACUGAGAAACCAGAAACCGUCACCUCCCAAUACAACAACAUGCGCAUUGAGUUCAAAUCAGACAACACAGUGUCAAAGAAAGGCUUCAAAGCCCAAUUCUUCUCUGACAAGGACGAGUGCUCUAAGGAGAACGGAGGCUGCCAACAAGAGUGUGUCAAUACCUUCGGGAGCUACAGUUGUCAGUGUCGUAGUGGCUUUGUGCUGCAUGACAAUAAACAUGACUGCAAGGAAGCUGGCUGUGAUCAUGUGGUGAGCAAUGUGUUAGGCACCAUCACCAGCCCCAACUGGCCUGACAAAUACCCCAGCAAGAAGGCCUGUACCUGGGCCCUCUCCACCACCCCAGGCCACCGCAUCAAAAUCGUUUUCAAUGAGAUCGACAUGGAGGCUCACCUGGAGUGUGCCUACGACCACCUGGAGAUCUACGAUGGGCAGGAUGGCCGGGCCCCUAGUCUGGGACGCUUCUGUGGCAUCAAGAAACCCUCGCCAGUCAUCUCCAGCGGCAACGAGAUGUUUAUGCGCUUCUUCUCUGAUAACUCAGUCCAGAAGAGAGGCUUUGAGGCUUCACACAGUGCAGAGUGUGGAGGAAGCCUGAAAGCUGAGGUCAAGACCAAAGAUCUUUAUUCGCACGCCCAGUUUGGGGAUAACAACUACCCAGGGGCAUCUGACUGCCAGUGGGUGGUAUCCGCUGAGAAGGGCUAUGGAGUAGAGCUCAUCUUCCAAACCUUUGAGAUUGAGGAAGAGGCAGACUGUGGCUAUGACUACAUUGAACUAUUUGAUGGUGCUGAUGUCAAGGCCCCAAGGCUUGGUCGCUACUGUGGAUCUGGGCCUCCUGAGGAAAUCUACUCUGCUGGGGAUGCCAUUGUUAUAAAGUUCCAUUCUGAUGAUACCAUCAAUAAGAAGGGCUUCCAUGUACGGUACACGAGCACAAAGUUCCAAGACACAUUGCACACAAGCAAGUGAACCCCUCUUUACCAAGACUUAAAAGGAGACUGUGCACCCCAAAGUGUUGACACUCCCAGUUCCCUAAGAGGAGCGGAUGCUUGGAUAGCUGCCCCCCCCCCCCCCCCCCCCCAUACCCCACUCCGCCCAAAGCCAGCUGUAAGGAGUCAAGCCAUGCAGCAGUAGAGAGCGUUUUCAAGUUUGUAUCAUUUAGAUUAGGGAGGGUGGCCGAGAGAGUGGAUAUGUGUGGGACAUCUGAAAUGAAUUCCCCAAAAGUUUGUCAUUUCCUCAAGAUAACAAAAAGGAUCCCACAGGCCUGUAAGGAUCAGUGGGAUGGUGGUAUAACUGUAUAGGAUACAGGAUUGUCAGGGUUUUAGGGAAUAGGUUCCCCAACCACCUCCCAAGUUCCCCAACCACCUCCUAACUUGAAAUCCAGCUGAGCCCUAACUUCUUGGGAAGAUAACCUUCCCACCUUGCCUUGGUUCCUAAAUAUGUCUAUCUACUCUUGACUUAAAUCUUGGCACUAUACUGUGUAUCAUUGAGGGUUGCACAUUGAUGAUUAGGAAAGACGGAUAGAACCGGGGAAAUUUGUUUUGAGCACACAGUUGUAAUUAGUAUGGUCUUGCAAUGCAGAACAGGGAUGAUCCCCCCCCACCCACCCACCCACACCCACACAGGAUUGAUGUUAGCAGAAGAAGAAGAAAAGUGAACAUGUGUUGUUAUUCUUUUCAAGGGCUAGGCUAAUAAAUAUAGAUAACUGUA